AUGCCUCCCAAGUACCAUGUAGGUCAGCGUGUCUCCUUCGGAUCUGCACUAUGCACUGUCCGAUAUAUUGGUCCGGUAGAAGGAACCGGUGAAGAAAAAGAAUGGCUUGGGGUUGAGUGGGAUGACCCUACACGUCUGAGCGGUUCCCAGACUGCGGGCUCUUUCGUGCGUUCAACUAGGCCCGCGGAUCCUGAACAGAGCUUCGUAGAAGCCGUUCACGAGAAGUACGCCACCGAGAUCACUACCCAGCUCACCCCGGUGGCUCUGGAUAAGCAGAUAGAGAUCUCUGGUAAGGUUGUAGAAAAAGUAGGCUUCGACAAGAUCAGAAAGCAACUCGCGCAGCUCAAUGAGUUGAAAAUUGUCUUAGUCGAUGGACUCCGUAUAAACUGCGCGGAGAAACCAAGUAGGACCAUUCGGGAAACGUGUCCCAAGAUUGUGGAGCUUGAUCUCAGUCGAAAUCUAUUUGAGGACUUUGAAGUGGUUGUGCAUGUAUGUGGUGGGCUUGACAAUCUUCGAACGCUGAAACUCAAUGGCAACAGAUUUGCUCCUGUUAAUUCGAAUGAAGGUCCAAGAAGUGAAUUUGACGGGGUCAGGGACUUGGAACUGGAUGACAUACUCGUGCCUUUCCCUGAGUUGGUGGGUAUUGCAAGGCAAUUCCCAUCCUUAAAAACUCUCACGGCGGAGUCCAAUUAUUUCACCAAAAUCCCUUGUCCACUGGAGGCACGGGAUUUGGUUUCCUUGACUCUCGACUAUAAUAAGUUCACUAGUCUUUCGGAUUUGUCUCCGUUAGCAUGUUUAGAUUCUCUUGAAACACUCCACCUUAAGGGAAAUGACAUAUCCAAGAUCACGCCUGUGACGGACGGAACUGGCAAGCCUAGUCCUACGACUCCGGAAACAUUAUGUGUGUUUGGGGCCAAGUUGCAGUAUGUCGACUUGUCCUAUAACGCUAUUGAUACGUGGGAAUUUGUGGAUGCAUUGCCAUCGAUAUUCCCUGGGUUGACUGCCUUGCGGCUUUCACACAACCCUAUCUAUGAAGGAAAUGCAAAGGGAAGCAGUUCAUCAACGGGUCCCGAAGAGGCCUACAUGUUUGCAGUUGCUCGUCUAAAAAACCUUAAGGCACUCAACUUCAGCACCAUCUCGACGACAGAUCGAACAAACGCUGAGAUGUUCUAUCUUUCACGCAUCGCCAAGGCGAUGGCAGAAGUACCAGAAAGCGAGGAAUACAGUGUGAUUGCUAAACAUCCGCGUUACGCGGACCUUUGCGAUAUAUAUGGACCUCCGGUCAUUGUUCGAAAAGUAUCUGGGACAAUCGACCCAAAUUUCCUCGAGGCCCGGCUGAUCAACUUCCAAUUUUACAUACCGAAAGGCCCAAACCAAGAAGAAGCAAUCACCAAGGAGCGGGAAAUCCCAAUAACGUUUGAUAUAUACCGAGUGAAAGGGAUUGUUGGGAAAAUGUUUGGCAUCCCGCCCCUGAAAACUCGAUUGAUAUGGGAAACUGGACAGUGGGAUCCAGUCGCUGGAUAUGAAGAGGAAGGCGGCAGUGAUGAUGAGUGGGAAGGGGCAGUAAUAGACGCACCACCGGAAGGAGCAGAUUCGAAUCCGGGCAAAUGGAUGGAAAGGGAAGUCGAGAUUGUGGAUUCUACCCGUCAGAUCGGCUUUUGUGUGGAUGGAAAUGAGGUUAAGGUCCGGGUGGAACUUCGACAGGAUUAUAGCAGCUAG
Messenger RNA from Venustampulla echinocandica, 1719 nucleotides. RefSeq lists its product as uncharacterized. Bases 1 to 1719 code for a protein of 572 amino acids. The record is from RefSeq and is a predicted model, not a curated record. Lineage: Eukaryota; Fungi; Ascomycota; Leotiomycetes; Helotiales; Pleuroascaceae. The transcript has 3 exons. Gene Ontology annotation, molecular function: protein binding.